AAUAUAAACUAUAAAACCUACCGACCGAUCGGUUCGUUACGACGAUACGCACACACUCGUCGAGUGUCAAACCGUUCGAACGGGGCCCCUCCGACGUCUAAACUUGCGCGACAUCCGAACUACGUCUCUCGUAGGCAACACAAUAAUAUUAUUAUAAUACGACUUGUCCGACACGAUGAGUCCUCCAGGAAGCGACGCGACGGCGGACCCGACGGCCGACGGCGGCGGCACCGGCAGCAGCCUGUCCGACCUGUUGGCCGGUUCGCUGGCCGGCGUGGCCGUCGUGCUGGUCGGCCAGCCGCUGGACACGGUCAAGACCAAGCUGCAGACGUUCCGCGGCCUGUACACCGGUCCCGUCCAGUGUCUGGCGCACACGUACCGGAAGUCCGGGCUCCGGGGCCUGUACGCCGGUUCGUCGCCGGCCAUGGUGGCCGGCGUGGCCGAGAACUCGGUGCUGUUCGCCAGCUACGGCCUGUGCCAGCGCGCUGUGGCCGCGAUCACCGGGGCCCGGGACGCCAAGCAGAUGGACGCGUUCAGCAACGCCGUGGCCGGCUGCGCGGCGUCCGUGUUCUCGUCCGUGGUCCUGUGCCCGGCCGAGUUGGUCAAGAUCAAGCUGCAGGCGGGUCGCGAGCUGGCCGAAUCCCGAGGCCAGCGGUUCCAAGGUUCUGUGUACCGCGUCACCAAGGACAUCAUGAGGCACCACGGGCCGGGAGGUCUGUUUCGCGGACUUGAGAUGACCGUGGCCCGGGAAAUGCCCAGCUACUUCUGCUUUUUCGGCGUGUACGAGAUGGUCCGGGAGGCUCUGAAACCGGCUGGCCGGACCCGGGCCGACUGCGGCCUGCUGGCCACCACGGCGGCCGGGGCCGCAGGCGGGGUGCUCCUGUGGACGGUGACGUUUCCGGUGGACGUGGUCAAGUCUCGGAUUCAGCUGGACGACGCGAUGCCCACGCGCGGCUGGACCAUGUGCAUGUUUCACGUGUACCGGAACGAGGGAGUGGUCGCGCUGUACAGCGGCCUGGCGCCGACGCUCAUCCGGUGCGUCCCGUCGUCCGCCGUUCUGUUUCUCGUCUACGAGUACACCAAAAAACUGUUCGAACCCUAAGGCCCGGAGCGGUUGGGGUGACGUCGAAGAACGUCACGGGAAGCCCCGCGGAACGAAUAGGCCUUCAACUGGGGGGAUGGGUUUUCCGGUCGGGAGAUCGAACACACCCAACUUUGAACGCGUAUUCAAAGUCUGUUUGAAAUCGAUACCGGAAAUCGAAUGCUUCCAACUCGACCGUUUCAAACAGUUCGCGAAAAAUCGAGUCCGAUAUCGAUACUCGUUAAUAUUAUAAUCAAUAUCGUAAUAUUUUUUUUAUACAUAUACCUAUCUGCAUUAAAUUGUGUAGCGUGAGAACGUUAAUACUUAUAAUACUUUAACUUUUUAAUAGUUGAAAAUAAUUUUCAACUUAAUCGGGUAUAUAUAUAUUUUUGUUUAAAACUAAAAUAUAUUUAUGAAUUAAAUUAAAGUUUGAAAGUCCUAAACGUUAGAAGAGUUCGAAAGAAAUUCGAGUAAAAAAUGGAUCGAACUUGAACUGCAGUUUGAGAAAAAAAACAAAGUUCAAUUUCGAAUUGACAGAAUAAAUGAAAAUUUAAGUUAAACUCAUCCUUACCUAUAAUAAUAAUACAUAACACUAAUUAUUAAUAUACUUGAAAUGUUGUUCAAAAGUCAAAGUGCAGUGACGUUUCAAGUGACAAAAUUCACUGGUGGAUGCGACGACAGUAUAAAUAUUACUAUAUAAUACAGACGAUGAUCAAUUUUUAAGAUUUUUUUUCAAUACGUGGCACUUGUUUAAUAACAUCAAAAACUUGCAAAAUGCUUUAAAAUGUAUAGUUAAAAUUUCCAAUUAUUUAGGGAUGUAGGUACUGUAGCGUACCUACGACACUGACGGAGUUUUUUUAAUAACCCAAAAAUAAACGUUAAACUA
This is a messenger RNA of Aphis gossypii (cotton aphid), 1967 nucleotides long. Its product is annotated as mitochondrial ornithine transporter 1-like. The record is from RefSeq and is a predicted model, not a curated record. Lineage: Eukaryota; Metazoa; Arthropoda; Insecta; Hemiptera; Aphididae. Bases 176 to 1102 code for a protein of 308 amino acids. Gene Ontology annotation, molecular function: L-ornithine transmembrane transporter activity. Gene Ontology annotation, biological process: mitochondrial L-ornithine transmembrane transport. The transcript is spliced from 2 exons.